This is a messenger RNA of Centruroides sculpturatus (bark scorpion), 1413 nucleotides long. RefSeq lists its product as uncharacterized. The record is from RefSeq and is a predicted model, not a curated record. Bases 415 to 783 code for a protein of 122 amino acids. The transcript is spliced from 3 exons. NCBI's taxonomy places the organism in Eukaryota, Metazoa, Arthropoda, Arachnida, Scorpiones, Buthidae.
AUCCAAUAACAGCUUUAUGAUGAAGACGUCAUUUACAGCAGUUUAUUUAUCUAAAGUACACAUACUGUAAUUUCAUAAGAAAAUAUAAAUAAGAAAGCUUUCUUAAGAAUAACAGUUUCAAUCCGUGAAAGUUGAUAAAAGGAAAAACUGCAAAGUAUUUUAGUUUUUCUUUCUUUUUUUUAUCUACUCAUGUUUGUGCCUAUUUUGGCUACAAUCCAGCUUUUUUCCUUCACUCUCUUUCUCUAUCUCCAUUCCUUCAUUUUGCUGAAAAGCAGACUACUUUCUGAUCGAUUAAUCUCGUCUGGAACACUAGAAUAUAACUGAAGAAAAUUGAUAGAGAAGUUUUAUAUGAAAGAACGGUCGGAUACAUGGAUCCGUAGCAGAAAGAUGGGGAAUUGCGAAACUUGAAACGCCAUGUUGGAUAUUGGAAAACGAUUUUUCCGAAGAAUUCAGACGUUUCUGGUGGACCAGCCAGGUGCUGCCAUCGGAAAAAUGAAUUUAAAAUUUCCAACAAGUCACAGCCAGAUCGAAAAUCAAAUAGAAUCAUUUGUAACAAAUUUUAGAAAAAACGGUUCUGUUUUCUUUAGUAAUCUGAGUGUUGACUCUUGUGGUUCCAGUGUUGGACAAUUAACGCCUUCCGAUGAAAGUCUCUGCGAUCACCAUUUUUCGUCAAAAAAAGUCGGGCGAAUGGGACGAAGAUCGCCUUAUCCCAGAUCAUCGUGUUAUUAUGACUCUUCUUCAUGUGAAGAUAUCCUCCUCACUGAUAAUAUUAAUACUGUUUGAUAAGAAUUUCAUCGAGUAAUGUGUACUUCUAAUGAACUAUUUUUAUAUCUGCAUUGCCUGAGACAUUUUGAAUCUUCUACAGGAACGUACAACAUGAAUAAUUAAACAGCGCCGUAAAAAGAAAAGAGGACAGAGAUGACAAAAUUAAGCAUAGAGAAAAAGGUUAUUUGCAAUGAAUAAUGGAAGCAAAGUAAUUUAACUUUCAUUUCGAACACUUCCGAUUUUCAUUAAUCCGACUGACUUCAACCGGUUGUUGAAAACAAAACUUGAUAUUUCAUCAGCCGAUCAAAUUAAGAAAUAUGCUUGGAUGAUAUCGCUCUUCCUAAGCUUCAGAUUGCUUGUGCUGAUAAUGUUUCUGCAUGAUUUUAUCUUCUCCUUUGUAUACGUCACUGUAUAAUACUUAUCUGUAUCCACAGUGUAGGGCCUACAUCAAAUAUCUGUUACAAAUAAAUACCCUAAACUUGAUUACCAAAUUCUAAAAUACCCACAGUAUUUUUUUAAUUAAAAUAUAAUUUUCUCUUUAAUUAAUUUAUUAGAUUCAUCAAACAGUAGCGCGUUAUAGCUUCGUAAGACCCAGGCGAAUUUGAAUUUGGAAACCCCACGCACAGUAUUGACUUCUGGCAUUUUUUC